GUUGCAUCUCAUUUGCCCCUCGACCUGACCCAGCCUCGCCUCGCGGCCCACACACCCCUUGGCACCCAUGGGUGCCAGCCUCCCAUCGGCAGUAACCUCCACAGUGGUGGAGCGCCAGGGCUCAGAGCAGUUCAAUGUGGCCGUGGCAGAGAUGAAUGGCUGGAGAACCAGUAUGGAAGAUGCUCACCUGAUUUUGCUGGCGAAGGACUAUGGCGUUUUUGGUGUUUUCGACGGCCAUGGGGGAGGUGCGUGUGCUGAAUUUGCUGCUAGGAGGCUGAAAGAAGAAAUACGAGCUUCUGGAUGCCCAAACGGUGAUGAGAUCAAGAAAAUGUUCUUCAAAGUAGAUCAAGAGUUUCUGGACUCGGAGCAAGCCAGUGGCUCCACUGCCACGAUGUGCGUGGUGAAGAAACCCAAGGCUCCAGCAGGGAAGCACCAGCUGCUCGUGAUCAAUGCAGGUGACAGUCGGGUCCUGCUGGGCAAGCGAGAUGGGACCAUUGUGGAUGGCGGAGGCACUGACAAAGGACUCACCACAGACCACAAACCAGACCAUCCAAAGGAACGAGCGCGGAUCGAGCGCUGUGGUGGCAAAGUGGAAAUCGCUGAAGGUGGUGUGGCCCGUGUCAAUGGAAACCUGGCCGUUAGCCGAGGCUUCGGCGACAAGGAUGAGAAGGCGACAGGUGGUCCUGGGCCCGAAGAUCGCCCAGUCACAGUGGAGCCGGAGUUGCGACACAUUGAGUGUGAGGACACGGAUUUUCUGCUGCUGGUGUGCGAUGGAGUCUCUGAAGGUAGCUUUCCCAAUGAGGAGGUGGUGAAGCUGGUCGCCUCCAUGCUCAGAGACGGCAAGAACAUUGGCGAGGCAGUGACUGCUGUGUGCCACAAGGCCGUGCAGACCGAUUCGAAAGACAACAUUACUUGCAUGGGAGUUCUCUUGUCCAGGGGCUCUUCGUCAGGGCUGGAGUUCAACCCAGGGCCUCUGACCGACAUAGGUAAGAAAGGUUUCCGAACAGCCUGGGCAGCCAUGGCAGAGAAAGCCGGCCUGUCCUUGGUUGACGCAGUGAUGAAGCGGUACGAUGUCAUCCAGGAGGAAUUGAAGGCAUCUCCCACAGCUACGCUCAGGGAGGAGCUGUCGAAAUUUGGCGGUACCCCGCCAGAGGACAACAAAAAGCAGUGGUUCGAGAAGUGGCUGGCAGGGUUGCCCGAAGAGAAGGAGACGGGCCCUGGCGGCAUGGACAUGGAGACGAUUCAAAACAUGAUGGGAAAAGGUGGAGGGGCAGGAGGAGCCAAGGGCGCAGGGAAGGGUAAAGGCUACUCAGAGAACCAGAACUCGGAAGAGGGUGAGAAGGAGGAGGAUGGAUACACGUGGAGCCAGAAAGGUGAGGAAGUUCAGAUUGCCUUCAACCUGUCAAAGGCCGCAUCCAAAAAAGAUGUCAAAGUGGUCUUCAAACAAACCUCCAUCACUGUGCAAGCUAAUGGUCAAACCUUGCUGGAUGGAGCUCUGAAUGGCAAGGUGGAGACAGAGGAUUGCACCUGGUGCUUGGUGAAUGGUGGAACCGAGCUGAAUGUGAUGCUCACCAAGCAAAACGAGUCGGACAAAUGGACGGCCUUGUUGAAGUGACCGCCGCUUUUUUCGGCGCGGGGAAAUGCGAUGCCAAAGGUUUUGCACCGCUCCGCGACGCCACAGUUCCAGCUAGGUGGGAAAAUGA
This is a messenger RNA of Cladocopium goreaui, 1703 nucleotides long. The record is from the annotation of a GenBank genome assembly. NCBI's taxonomy places the organism in Eukaryota, Dinophyceae, Suessiales, Symbiodiniaceae.